GGCAGAGCGGGCGGUGGGAGCGCGCUGGGCCGCGGCCCCCUCUCGCCGCCAUGUUCACAGACGCCUCCGCGCCCGGUGCUGAUGUGGAGUCGCUGUGGAGGAGCGCCCGGAGCGGCCGCUGCGAGGCGAAAAGCUGCCAGACUAGGAAAAUUUCAACGGUGGAAGCUGCAGCUCAGUCUCACACCAGCCGAGACGCCAGUGUGCAGACAGAGCAAAGUCAAGAUGUUCCCUGUGACUUCCAGCAAAAGGUCCAGGUAGAUUACACUGGCCUUCAGUCAUUCCUGCAGAGAGUGGAGGACACUGUUAUCAAAGAGCUAAAGAAGAACUGGGAAAGCCGUGCCUUUGAUGGCUUUGAAGUGAACUGGACAGAUCAGAAUGAAACGGUGUUGUGUUUGCAUACAUUGUCAUACCCAGAGGCUCAGGAGCAAAACCUGCAGGUUACCAGCGUCUCAUGGAAUGCAACUGGAUCCGUUGUUGCAUGUUCAUAUGGCCGGUUGGACGAUGGGGAUUGGAGCACAGAAAAAUCCUAUGUUUGUACCUGGAAUCUGUACAGAAGAGGGUUGAACCCAAAGCACCCUGACCUAGUGGUGGAUGUUCCCAGCUCUGUCAUGUGCCUGGCUUUCCACCCUUCCCAGCCUUCGCUGAUAGCUGGUGGCCUCUUCAGCGGGGAGCUGGUGGUGUGGGACACCAGCAGAACAGAGGACCCGGUGAUCUUGAGGACAGGGAUGACGGAUGACACUCACACAGAUCCAGUCUAUCAGGUGAACUGGUUGCCUGAUGCCAAGCACAGAAACCAGUCCCGGCUGCUGAGUGUGUCAACGGACGGGAAGAUCCUGGUGUGGAGGGAGGAGGGAGACGGGCGGCUGGUCCUGGCUGAAGGCUUCGCCUUGGUGGCACAGCAGAUCCCUCGUACCUCUUGGCUGAAGAAGGUCGCCUGUGGAGAGGCAGCGGUCGGUGUCACCUCACUGUCUUUCUCCCACUUCGAUCCCCGGGUGUUCGUGGUGGGUGUGGAAGGUGGUUACCCCCUGCAGUGCUGCAUGGCUGCAGUGACACCAGCUCUGCACUGCACAGGCAGCUCUGUGCCGCUGCGGGCACCGGCAGAACUCGCCUUCUCCCCACACGGCGGCCCCGUGUACUCCGUGAGCUGCUCCCCCUUCCACAGGAACCUCUUCCUGAGCUGUGGGACUGACGGACAGGUCCACCUGCACUCCAUGCUGCAGACACAACCCCUCAUUUCCCUUCAGUUAUCAAAGAAAUACCUGUUCUGUGUACGCUGGUCUCCAGUCCGACCGCUCGUCUUCGCGGCUGCAUCGGGUGACGGAGAGGUGCACCUGUUUGACUUCGAGAGGAGCUCACAGAAGCCGGCUGUAUCCAUGAAGCAGACUGCAGGCAAACACCCCGUGUACUGUUUGGAAUUCAACAUGAAGCAAACUCAUCUCCUGGCCGCAGGGGACGCCACUGGAGCCAUCAAAAUCUGGCAGCUCAGUUCAGACUUCACUGAGCAGCGACCCAGGGAAGUGACACAUCUGGAGCAGCUGGCAAGUGAGAGCACAGACUGAGGUGGCAGCACAGCCACCUGUGACAAGCCUGGUACUUCUCUGCCUCCAUAAGUGUUCCACUCACCUCUUCCACAGCACUGACCUAAGAAACACUUUGCAAUGACAGUGGGAGUUUCAUCCAUGCAUCAGUUAAACUCUCAUUGAACCAUGAAACACAGGCUGCUGUGGUUCGACCAGUAACUUUUAUUGAAGCACACUGCACCAUGUUUUGUUUUCCCUAAGAGUUUUAAGCUAAGCAGUUUAAGGUUACAUCAUAAAGUAACACUGAUUAUUGUAGAGCACGAAGAGAGAGAGAGACACAUGCAGAGCUACAGU
Messenger RNA from Melopsittacus undulatus (budgerigar), 1874 nucleotides. RefSeq names its product dynein 2 intermediate chain 2 (gene DYNC2I2). The transcript is spliced from 9 exons. Gene Ontology annotation, biological process: intraciliary transport. NCBI's taxonomy places the organism in Eukaryota, Metazoa, Chordata, Aves, Psittaciformes, Psittaculidae. Gene Ontology annotation, cellular component: ciliary plasm; cytoplasmic dynein complex. Gene Ontology annotation, molecular function: dynein light chain binding; dynein heavy chain binding. The coding region runs from base 51 to 1559 and encodes 502 amino acids. The record is from RefSeq and is a predicted model, not a curated record.